UCAGCUUUUGACAGAUUCUUGAUCAUUCUCUCUCCCUCUCUAGGGUUUGUUGCUGUUGUUAAUAAGUCAAUGAGUUCUAAAUUCUCACAACUGGUGGACUCAGCUCAAGAGUUCCUCCCUCUCCUCCCUUGGGGGGUGGAGUUUGAAAAGGACAAGUUCCUACGUCCAGACUUUACUUCACUUGAUGUUGUGUCGUUUGCCUCCAGUGGAAUACCAGCUUGUAUCAAUAUACCUAACUAUGAUGAGAUAAGACAGAAUGAAGGAUUUAAGAAUGUGUCUUUGGGUAAUGUAUUGUCAGCUGCCUCACAGGAUAAGAGGGUUACAUUCCUUACAACAGAGGAUCAGGGUGUUUUUACUGAUUUGAGAGGUAAAGCAUUUGAAGUGCAGGUUGGAUUGCAUGAACUAUUAGGACACGGAUCAGGGAAACUGUUCAGUAAGGAUAAGAAUGGAGUCUUUAACUUUGAACAAGAUAAAGUUAUUAAUCCUUUGACUGGAGAUAAGAUAAGGAGUUGGUAUAAUCCAGGAGAGACAUGGGAUACACAGUUUAGUACAAUAGCAUCAACUUAUGAAGAAUGUAGAGCAGAAUGUGUUAGUAUAUACCUCUCCACUGACAGGAAUAUAUUACGUAUAUUUGGUUAUGAAGGAGCUGAAGCUGAAGACAUAAUGUAUGUGAAUUGGUUGAGCAUGUUAAGGGCAGGACUUAUAGCAUUAGAGUUUUAUACACCUGAAACAAAGAAAUGGAGACAAGCUCACAUGCAGGCUCGUUAUGUUAUAUUGCGUGUAUUGAUGGAUUCUGAUACUCCUGUAUUUAAUAUUGAGAGUGUUACUGGCUCUGAUGGUAAGCCUGACCUCUUGAUCAGGUUUGAUAGGAAUAAACUGGAGACCAUUGCUAAACCUAUGGUUCUGUUGUUCUUAAUGAGUUUGAUAGUUCAUUUGAGGGAAUCAUUUCCUCAUUUCUAG
Messenger RNA from Amphimedon queenslandica, 960 nucleotides. RefSeq names its product dipeptidyl peptidase 3-like. The annotation marks the transcript as partial. The transcript has 8 exons. Gene Ontology annotation, molecular function: dipeptidyl-peptidase activity. Gene Ontology annotation, cellular component: cytoplasm. NCBI's taxonomy places the organism in Eukaryota, Metazoa, Porifera, Demospongiae, Haplosclerida, Niphatidae. The record is from RefSeq and is a predicted model, not a curated record.